This is a messenger RNA of Brassica napus (rape), 1562 nucleotides long. RefSeq names its product ubiquitin domain-containing protein 1-like. Lineage: Eukaryota; Viridiplantae; Streptophyta; Magnoliopsida; Brassicales; Brassicaceae. The record is from RefSeq and is a predicted model, not a curated record. The coding region runs from base 1041 to 1397 and encodes 118 amino acids. The transcript has 4 exons.
AAUGAUAAACUUAGAAAUAUGCUAUUUUGGUCAUUUUAGUUUUUGAGUGCUAUUUUUGUGAUAUAAACUUAGAAAUGUGCUAUUUUGGAGAUUUGCCUUUUAUAUAAUCGACAUAAAAUGCAUUUAUCAAACCUUAAAAAAUCCCUCAUCAAAAACUCUUUUUUCUUCACCAAAAAUUAUCCUUUAUAGAUUCAUACCGACCAAACAAAAACAAUCUUUCACAUAUUUAAAUGAAUUUGAAUAAAUAGUCGUUAAACUUAAACCAAGGAAGAACCACUGGGUUAUUAGCUUGAGCAACAUCCAAAUUUCUUCACAGCUGAAACAUUUUUACUGAUUAUCUCCUUUCGACAGAACAUUAACCGAUUCGCUCGCUGCUUCCAUGACUUUUUUGCUCACAUGCAGUAAAUCUGAGUGAGAACUUCCGUGAAAGCGUUCUCGACAUUAGUGGCAUCGAGAGCCAGCCGAUGUCUCCAUGAAGCAAGAAUCUCCGCGAAUGACUUUGCAUCUUCGGUCUGAAUACCCACAAGAUGGUGUAGAUCAAAAACUUGUUGUCCACGAGCAUCAGUUAGGAUCAGUGUGGUUUCUGAGUUCUUUGAACCUCGGUAUAGCUCGGUAUGUCUGACGGUAGUCGAACCCGGGUCUAUUGCUUGGAAGGCAAUUAUCCUAACCGUUGGACUACAGACGCUACUGUUUCGAUAAGUACAAAACCGUUUUAAAUCUUUAGCCGUAGUACUACCGGCAAAAACUGUAUUACCGACGCGGGCGUUAUAAAAAUCAGAUUAUUUUUCUAUGCUACUAAUAUGACGUGGCAAGUAAAAAAAGUAACUAUAAAAACUGGAUACGGCUAAGAGGAGGUCUUGUCUCAGUUUCGGAGUCAGUACAGAAUAGACGCGACUCUUGACGUCCUCCGGCGCUUCUCCCGCCGCGAAACUCUUUUCGACUAUCAGUCUUCUCCGAUUUAACCCCGGCGGCAGAGUUUGUGCUCGCGUUGCUAACUCGCUCGAAGCAACUUUCAGUUUACCCUACCAAACGUUUCGAGGAUGGGCUGCAUAGGAUCUUCUCAGGCCAGAAACGAAGGCGGAGCAAGACGCGAGAAAAUCAAGAAACCUAAACCGUGGGCGCAUACCGAGCCAAUCACAAGGGCACAGCUUAUGAACAUGCGUGAGGAGUUUUGGGAUACUUCUCCACACUAUGGUGGUCAAAGAGAGAUUUGGGAUGCACUUCGAGCUGCUGCUGAAGCUGAACUGACACUAGCGCAGACAAUUAUUGACAGUGCAGGCGUGAUUGUUCAAGGCCGUGAUCUAACAUUGUGUUGGGAUGAAAGAGGUGCUAAAUAUGAGCUUCCUAGGUAUGUUCUAAGUGAGCCCACGAAUCUGAUCCGAGAGCAGGGACAGUAACCUCUAUGAAGGUUGACACAAUGACAUAGAGAGCAAAGCUUAGUAAGUAAUAUUAGUAUAAGAAGCAAUAGAAGACUAGAUAUAAUCUGAAGCAAGUCUCGUAUUCUUUACUUUUAGCAAAGAUAUUAAUAGAAAAGAUACACACUUACAGUUUCUUACGAGUCA